GCGAUGCAGUUACUUAUCAGUACAUUUUUGUUCGUUUGGUUUCGAUUUUAAAUUUCGUAAAUAUCCUCCAGAAGAAGGACGCUUUCUGCAGCAGAUAUGACUUGUCUGCAUCUCCUGGCCUGUUUGCUGGUAAUCCUGCAGGUUUCUGCGUCUGACGUGGAAGUGAUUCCAGGAGAGGACGCCGUCCUGCAGUGCCAGGCUCCCAGCAGUGCCAAGGUUACAGUAGUGGAGUGGACCAAAGACGACCAUUCACCGGAUGACUAUCUCUUCCUCUACCGUAAUGGCCGCUCAUAUGAAAAGUACCAGCACCCUUCUUUCAGAGGUCGAGUUGAACUGAGGAGCUCGUCCUUCGCUGACAGCGGAGAUGUUUCUGUGGUCCUGAAAAAAGUGUCUGGGGAGGACAUGGGGACGUAUAGGUGUCGAGUUCUAAUGACCAGCAGCGGGGGUAAGAUGGAGGAACACUCUGAGGUCGUACAUCUGAUGAACCAGAUCCCUUCAGGAGCCCCCCAGGAACCAGAGAGAGUAGGUACCGAAGAGGGAACUGGUCCAAACGUUCCUGUACUGGCUGGAGUGCUUUCUGUAGCUUUGGUCGCUGUUAUCGGAGGUGUUGGGUUUUUUGUACAUAGGAGAAACAAAAUGCGAAAUCAUCAGCGAGUCCUGCAGGAAAUACAGACAUAAAACAAAGCUAAAUAUGAAUUUGUUUGGAUAAAAAGCCGGACAAAGCUGUGACUCCUCCUCUGAAUGGACAGAUUAACUCAGUAGGCAGGGAGCGUUGAUUCAGACUAACACAUUAAACCACAAUUACUACCAGGAAACUGUCUGCUGAUAAAGACACUAAACAGGGAGGAGGAAAAUGGUUUGGUUCUAGCAUCAUAACUCAUAGAAACAUUUAUUAAGUUCUGACCAUUUCCUGCCAUUAACACAGAGGCUAUAGCUCCCCUCACCAUCCUCUGCAGGGCCCUCUGCUCUGACAAAUUAAACUGAAAUCUACAUUAAGGUUCCAUCAGAAGUGAAGCUGAAGACGUGGAAAAUUAAGAGGAUAACUUCAGAUCUUUUGGGUUUUUUUGUUUGUUCUAUAAAUCGCAUUAAAAUCAGCAGUGGCCUCCUCCAUACCUCUGAUGGUGUUUUCAUGCAUUAACAAACUUUGUUUGCACAGUUUUUUAAACCACUACUUCU
This is a messenger RNA of Cyprinodon tularosa, 1176 nucleotides long. Its product is annotated as myelin-oligodendrocyte glycoprotein-like. The transcript has 3 exons. Bases 97 to 678 code for a protein of 193 amino acids. NCBI's taxonomy places the organism in Eukaryota, Metazoa, Chordata, Actinopteri, Cyprinodontiformes, Cyprinodontidae. The record is from RefSeq and is a predicted model, not a curated record.